AUGGAUGCGCAACAGAACGACGAGCUCUAUCCCAUCGCCGUCCUCAUUGACGAGCUCAAGCAUGACGAUGUCUUGCUCAGACUGAACGCCAUCCGCCGCCUGUCUACCAUUGCCCUUGCUCUCGGUCCUGAGCGCACCAGAGAUGAGCUCAUACCCUUCCUUGACGAAUCUGUUGAGGAUGAAGAUGAGGUCUUGACCGCUCUGAGUGACGAGCUCGGUGGUUUUGUCGAGUACGUCGGUGGCCCAGAGUACGCUCACGUGCUGCUCUCUCCUCUUGAGAACCUCGCCGCCAUCGAGGAGCUGCUCGUCAGAGACAAAGCCGUCGAGUCACUCAACAAGAUUUGCGAACAACUAUCAACCGAACAGAUCGAUCAGUACUUCAUCCCUCUCAUCGGCAGACUCUCAAAAGCAGACUGGUUCACCGCAAAGAUUUCGUCCACCGGCGUCUACAAGGUCGCAUACACCAAGACCGACCCCCAGACACAAGAGUCCCUGAGACAAGGAUUCGCACAGCUCGUCCACGAUGAUACCCCUAUGGUCCGCAGACAGGCUGCCAUCAACUUGGCCAAGUUCCUGCGCGUCAUGCCGCCGAACGUUGUCAUCGAGGAGAUGAUCCCUCUUUUCCAGCACCUCGCCGGCGACGACCAGGACAGUGUUCGUCUUCUCACCGUUGAGAUUCUGGUCGCCAUCGCCGAGACUGUCCCCAAGGAGCAGCAAUCAAGCCACGGCGUUCUUCUUACCGCACUAAGAAGUCUUUUCGAGGACAAGAGCUGGAGAGUUCGCUACAUGGUCGCAGAAAAGUUCGAGAAGAUUGCCAAGGCCGUCGACGACGAGGUUGUCAGCCGCGAUCUUGUUCCCGCCUUCAUCAAGCUUCUCAAAGACACCGAGGCCGAGGUGCGAACUGCCAUUGCUGGUCAAAUUCCUGGAUUCUGCGCCCUCAUCGAGAGAGAUGUUCUGCUCCAAGAAGUCAUGCCCGCAGUCGAGGAACUCGUCUCGGACUCGUCGCAGCAAGUGCGUGCCUCGUUUGGUACUCAGAUUAGUGGUCUGGCACCCAUUCUCGGCAAGCAGGAGACCACCGAGCAUCUUUUGCCCAUGUUCCUCCAAAUGCUCAAGGAUGAGUUCCCCGAUGUCCGUUUGAACAUUAUUUCCAAGCUCGAGCUUGUCAACGACGUCAUCGGUAUCGAACUCCUCUCACAGUCUCUCCUUCCUGCCAUUGUCCAGCUCGCAGAGGACAAGCAGUGGCGUGUUAGAUUGGCAAUCAUCCAACAUCUUCCUCUCCUGGCUUCUCAGCUCGGGGUCAAAUUCUUCGAUGAGAAGCUUUCCAACCUUUGCAUGGGUUGGCUUGGUGACACCGUCUUCAGCAUCCGUGAGGCUAGCACUCAAAACCUGAAGAAGCUCACAGACGUUUUUGGUGUGCAAUGGGCCAACGAGGCCAUCGUUCCCAAGGUUGUCGCUAUGGGCGGCCAUCCUAACUACCUGUACCGCAUGACCACUUGCUUUGCAGUCUCGACCCUCGCACCCGCCUUGUCUCUUCCCGUCAUCCAAGAGUCCAUCUUCCCUAUUCUCUCAAACCUUGUGGUCGACCAGAUCCCCAACAUUAGAUUCAAUGUCGCAAAGUCAUACGCAGUAUUGAUCGAUGUCCUCAAGCGUCUGCCCGACACCGAGUCAACGGUCCUCUCGCUCGAAAAGACGGGCAAGGCUGGAACUGGUAGCCCCCAGGGUGACCAGCUCAUCCGGGAACAAAUCAUGCCUAACCUGGAAAAACUCAUGACUGACGACGAUGUCGACGUUCGCUUCUUCGCAAGCCAGGCUGCCAAGAGCUACAGCGACGCAAUGCAAUCAUAA
Aureobasidium namibiae CBS 147.97 is the source of this 1845-nucleotide messenger RNA. RefSeq names its product protein phosphatase PP2A regulatory subunit A. NCBI's taxonomy places the organism in Eukaryota, Fungi, Ascomycota, Dothideomycetes, Dothideales, Saccotheciaceae. The transcript has 6 exons. Gene Ontology annotation, biological process: protein dephosphorylation. The coding region runs from base 1 to 1845 and encodes 614 amino acids. The record is from RefSeq and is a predicted model, not a curated record. Gene Ontology annotation, molecular function: protein phosphatase regulator activity. Gene Ontology annotation, cellular component: cytoplasm; protein phosphatase type 2A complex.